AUGACCGAACGGGAGCUCGUGCCGAGAGACCGGCGAGAGGCGCGCUCAGGUGAAACCGUGAACCCCACUGACAGUCUGCAGUGUCGGCACUCUCUGCCCCUUCCCCACUCCAUCGAAGCGCUCGACCUAUCCUUCACAUCCCCAGCACCCACCUUCGCGUCCAUUCGUGUCCUUGUUCUCUCUUAUCUUGCUGACCUCGAGACUCGGCUGUCUCAGAUCGACUCGCCCUUGUGCGACCUCGGGUUUGCCGAGAGCCUGAAAUCCAAGGGAGAACUCACCGUAGAGGAUGCCCGAGCAUGGGCGCGCGACGGCCUCGAGAUGCUGAACAAAAUACGCAUUGACGUAUGUUCUCACCUCCCAGAUAUCAACAUCGAUUCAGCCUCUGCGUCCGUCGAGAACUACGUCUCGUCCCAUCUCCCAGAAUUUCCCGACGUCCCUAGCUUCAAGCACGUCACGUCGCGUCUCCCAGACAUUCCUGACGUCCGAUCCCGCCUCCCCCAACUCGACCUCUACGAUGUCCGUUUCUCGUUAGACGACGUCCGUUCCCGUUUUCAUGAUAUAGACCUACACCAGCCAAUGCACUAUAUUCCUACGCUAUCCAGUCACUUGCAAUCUUUGCACGUUCACCUUGCGUCUAUUCAGCUUUCAUCCAGCAUCGCUCUUCAUUCUUUUGCCCCCAACGGCAAGCUCUCCGAGUUUAUCGACAAGGUUCGGUCGGAUAUCCGCCCCUCUGUAGAGAAGGCAGAAGAUAAGCUCGGAAGAGCUGCCCGAGAUGUGACGAUGGCCGUCAAGCGGUCUGUGCAUGGUGCACGACUUAUUAAUUACGCUGAUCUGCCUGAGCAGUGGCGCAACAACCCGUUCGUUACACACGGCUAUCGCUUUAUUCCCAUCAACAAAUGGCCACUCAUUAUCAUGUCCAUCUUUGCUCUGCACAAUGAAACUCUCAACAUCCACACGCAUCUGAUCCCAUUUGUAUUAUGGACUGUUAACCUUAUACCCUCACUGCGCGCCUCGUCUAUAUCCUCCGAUGCUCCCUUGCUUGCUUUCACCGCAUUCGCACUCCUGUGUCUUCUUAGUAGCGUUCUCUGGCACACCAUGGCGGGAUGUGCACACCACAGAGGUAUGGAAUUGUGCGCCAAGAUUGACUACGUUGGCAUAGGAUGGUUGAUCAGCGCCAGCGUUGGGUCCGUCGUUUACUACGGUUUCCAGUGCCAUACCAACCCGCGCACGUUGUUCCUGAGCCUUUGCUUCAUCACGGGGCUUGCCGGCAGCGUACUCCCCUUCAUGGACUGGUUCAACAAACCAAAGCACAAGAAAUGGCGAAUUGUGUUCUUCCUUUCCCUCGCGUUCACUGCUCUAGCCCCCCUCACACACCUCUCUGUCAUCCACUCCGCGCGACAAGUAUUCGCCUUCGUCCGACCUGUCACGCCCUCGGUCCUCUCCUACAUCGCCGGGCUCGUCUUCUACGCGACCAACUUCCCCGAGUGCGCGCUCCCCGCGCGCUGGGCCCCCCGCGCGGCGUGGCUCGGCGGCGGCUCGCACGCGAUCUGGCACGCGUUCAUCGUGCUCGCCAUCAGCCAGCACCGCGCCGCGCUCGGGCUCCUCAAGUACGGGAUCGGCGGCGUCGAGCCGGGCGCCGCCAUGUGCUGGUCGUGAGCCGCGUCUCCUACGAAUCGUAUAUGUUCGUAUAUAUCUCGUGGACAUGCGCUCGGUUCGAACCGGGUCGCGCUCGGGCUGCCCCGCGCGCGAUCCAGUCUCGGUGCCCGUGAACUCUGUGUAGUUGUCGUGCUAGAUUUUUCUUAUUUUUACCACGGGGAGGGGUGUACACACCAUGUUUUUAUUGUGCAUUUAUCUCAAGAUUAUCUGCGUC
Messenger RNA from Heterobasidion irregulare TC 32-1, 1870 nucleotides. RefSeq lists its product as uncharacterized. The record is from RefSeq and is a predicted model, not a curated record. The transcript has 7 exons. The coding region runs from base 1 to 1656 and encodes 551 amino acids. Gene Ontology annotation, molecular function: signaling receptor activity. Gene Ontology annotation, cellular component: membrane. Lineage: Eukaryota; Fungi; Basidiomycota; Agaricomycetes; Russulales; Bondarzewiaceae.